This is a messenger RNA of Dromaius novaehollandiae (emu), 5178 nucleotides long. It is a transcript of the gene NPHP4, whose product is annotated as nephrocystin 4. Gene Ontology annotation, cellular component: non-motile cilium; cytoskeleton; ciliary base. The transcript has 29 exons. Lineage: Eukaryota; Metazoa; Chordata; Aves; Casuariiformes; Dromaiidae. The record is from RefSeq and is a predicted model, not a curated record. The coding region runs from base 201 to 4604 and encodes 1467 amino acids. Gene Ontology annotation, biological process: protein localization to ciliary transition zone; negative regulation of canonical Wnt signaling pathway.
GGGCCGAGCCGGCACCGCCGCGCCGAGACCUCAGCCGGGGCCGCGGCGGGGCCGGGCGGCGGCGGCGCCUCCCCCCGCGGCGGGGCCUGCCUCCCCCCCGCGCCGGCUUGGUCGCGCCCGAGAAGAUGGCGGCGGCGGCGGGAGCGGAUGAACACACUCUGUAGCAGAUCUCUAGAAGAAGACGACACCUAAACAGCAAGAUGAGUGAAUGGGAGAGGAUUUUUAUGCAAAAUCUCACUGUUCCUCCACACUCCCAGCGGAGACGAAAUAUCCCAAAGGAGUCAACCGCUUUUCAGUGUGUCCUGAAGUACGUCGAAGGGGCUUUCGUUAAACAGAGAGUGACAGAAGGCUGGUCCGACAUUGAAUACCAGCUCCGCCUGUCCCUUUUCGAUGUCGCGUAUCGCCACUUUUUUGGGAAGACAUGGAAGAGCAGUAGGAAGCCUCUCCACUCUGUCCCGCGACAGCCCGCCAGAGUUGUCUUCAAUGAGACCGUUUACUUCCACACUUCGUUAAACCACCCCAGCAUCACUGCUGUUGUGGAAGUCGUGGCAAUAGCCAAGAAACAAGAUGGGAUCUCGCAGGAUCUGUCGUGUGGGUUCGGAAUCAUUCAUCUGUUCAACAGCAAGUCAGAGCCGACAAAUCUGGCUGCCAAGGACAGAGGACUCAAGCUAUACCAUGGGACACCCCGUGCGUUAAUGCAUCCACUUUUCCAGGAUCCUGUAGAAAAGAAUAAGUACAUGACAGUGAUGGAGAACAGUCACCUGCAAUACACCUUGAGGCCCCACCUGCCCCUGGAGACAAUAUUUCACCUCUUUCCUGAAAACCUUCUGAUGUCUGGGCUGCAGAAAGUUCCUGGCUUGCUGUCUGCCCGUGGAGACACAAAUGAUUGCUUUCUGAAACCACGGCUCAUGAAAUCAGUCACAUGCUAUCUGGAUAAACUCUCCAUCCAUCUGUACCCUUCUUUGGAGGAAUUCGAGGAAGAGCUGCUGGAUUUACUGAACAGUGAUCGUUUACUUAAGGCGAACUCCACGCCGGAUGGCACCGCGGUCGCCGUCCAGGAGCGACGGCUGCGCGUCGGCGUCCACAACGGCUUGCGCUUUGUCCAGGCGCCCCAGGUGGCCGUGCUGGUGCCGGAGGCGGAGGUGGUGCGGAGGCACUCUGCGAGCUUCCUCGGGAAGCAGGGCUCCAGCUCCAGCGCCAGCAGAGCAGGUCAAGCUCUGGUUCUGAGGAGUCGCAUUCAUUUGACCGAAAUGGUUCGUCACCCGGCGUUCGCAAUCUUCUUCCAGCUUGAGUACGUCUUCUGUGCGUCGGGGGGAGCCGACGGGAAGGCCCUGUCCGCCGCGCCUCUGAGCAAGGCAGCCUACAUGCACUCGGUCCGGUGGGCCGCGUGGAGCCCCUUCCUGGGCUCCGGCUCCUCGGAGGUGGCGGUGCCCCUGCGGGGAGGCACUCGGCACAACCCCGGCCACGUCCUGGUGUACAAGACCCCCCCAAACAGCGCCAGCUCUGCAAAGGUGAGGCAAUUCGAGUCUGGUACUGUCCAAUUCCACGUUUCCACUGAUUCAGAAGAACAUCUUGCAGCUUCUACAGAUAUCUUAAGUAAAGACGGAGAAGAUUCAGAGAAGCCUCCUACACCAUCUCCGCGUUCAGCAUCUUCGCCUCGGACGAUGGCCUCCAGCCAGGGCCCGGGGCUGUCCCUGUCGCAGCUGUCGGCCUCCCCGCAGCGCCGAGACGAGCCCGCUCUGCGGCGGAGCGCCGGCUCCCCGCGUCCCGCGCCCCGCGGGAUGCCGCGCAGCGAGCGCACGGUGAGUGCGGGCGAGAUUUGCACUGUACCGGGGCCCCGGGCAGCGGUGAACCCAGGCCGCGUGCCCCCGUUUCCCCGGGAGCUGGGUGCUCUCCUCUCUCCGCAGGAGCCGUCCCACGGCAGCGGCCCGGGCGGGAUAACUCACCUGGAAGCCGACCUGAGCCGCGGCUGCGCGGGCCCGGACGCCGGCGCCAGCGACCAGCUGCGGGAGCUGCCCUUCACGCCCGUGCAGGCGCCGAUCGCUGCCGUGGGGAUGCAGACAGGCAGUUCUAGCACUGUACACACUCGUGCCUCCCUGGCUCGCUUGCACGCCUCUGGCUUCCCAGAAAUCCUGGACUGUAACAAGGAGCCGGUGGAAAUCGCGGACCCCGCAGACCCUGUGAAUUUCAAUCCCCAGCUGGAAGAAGCUGAUGUUCUGCAAAGCAAUGAAAUAAUCCUGCAGUUUCUUGCUUUUAGCAGGGUUCUGCAGAACGGUUUAGAAGUGACGCGGCCGAAGACCGUGUUCUUCACCUUCCAGUUCUAUCGCUUUCCUCCGGUCACCACGCCGCGGCUGCAGCUGGCCGACACGGGCAGCGAGAAGGCGGCCCGGUCAGCUGCAUCUCCGCGCGUCCUUGUCCAGAUGAACAAAGAUGGGACCCUCAGCAGCGGAUCUCCAGGGUUGCAGCUGAAAUACAUGGUGGACCCUGCUUUCCUGAAGCCUGGAGAACAGCGCUGGUUUCUGUGUUACCUGGCUGACCACAGCCUUCAGAUUGACAUCUGGGAUGGAGACUCUUUGCUGCUUGUUGGGUCGGCUGCAGUUAAAUUGAAGCACCUGCUCCGCCAGGGCCGGACGGCCGUCAGGAGCCACCACGAGCUGGAGGUCGCAGCGACCGAGUACGAGCAGGACGCGCCGGUGGCGGGUGGGGACGUUCUCAGACACGGCGCCGUGCGGCCUGUUGGCGUCUACGUCGUCGUGAAGGGCCGACUUCACCUCUGCCUGGCCAACGUCGGCCACCUCUGCGAGGAGCGGCUGCAGAAACCGAGAUCCUUGCCCCCGUCCCGCUCCCGCGUCGUGCCGUCGCAGGGCAGCGCCGGCGGCUUUCCGGGCGGCAGCUUGUUCUCCGUGGGCGCGGAAGCGGGCAGGCCCGUGGCGCGGGCCCGGCGGCUGGCCGACGUGGACGGCGAGCUGGCGGCCCUGCUGUGCAGCCGCCGGCGGGAGGGCAGCGCGGCCCGGCAGCCCGGCCCCCGCGAGGCCCCGGCCGUGCGCCGGCGCAAGGCGGAGCGCAUGGCGCUGGUGCGGCAGCGGGAAGCGCAGGAGGAGGAGGAGGACGGCGGCGGGAGGAAGCCCCGCGUCGCGGGCGGUCACGAGCAGCGGCUCCAGCACUCCCGGGACCUGCAGGUCAUCGACGCCUACCGGGAGCGCAUCAAAGCCGAGAGCAUCUCCCACAUGCUGCGCCAGGCCAUCACCGCGACCCACACCGUGUACGCCGUGCUGGGCACGGCCGAGUUCUUUGAGUUCGCGCUGAAGAACCCCUACAACAUCCAGCACACGGUGACCAUCGAGAUCGACCACCCGGAGCUCAGCGUUAUAGUAGACACGAGGGAAUGGAGGCACUUCAAAGAGCUGACCAAGACCGUUACUCCGGUAGAAGAGGACAUGUUCCAUCUUCAUGAGGACCUUAGACCUCGGGUCUAUCUGCGUCCCAAGGAGACCAUUCACAUCCCCUUUAAAUACCAGACCUUCUCAGCGGACCCCGCAGUCAUGACGCAGCAGGGGCCUGCGGGGCUGAGUGGUGGUGACGACGCUGCCACCUCCUCGCCGUGGAAAUCUGGUGCCGCACUGACGAAGCACAUCAAGGUCUCUUUCCACGUGAGUGGCGGGAAGCCCAUUGCAAUUCUCCAGGUGAAGGUGGAAACGCAGCCCCACGUGGUGGACCACACCUUCCGGUUCUACCACCCAGAGCUCACCUUCCUCAAGAAGGCCAUACGACUGCCCCCGUGGCACACUCUGCCCGGUGCACCGGCAGGGAUGCCAGGUGGGGAACCCGAGAUGUAUGUUCGCUGCAGUGACCCUAACGUCAUUUGCGAAACCAAACAUAUGGGUCCAGGGGAACCACAGGACGUGUUCUUAAAAGUAGCUGGAGGACCAAGCCCGCAGAUCAAAAAAUUCUUUGUUGCUAUUUAUACGGACGCCUGGCUUGCUGCUCCCGUCCAGAUCUGGCAGUUCUACCUCCACUCCCUGCAGCGUGUGGAUGUUAGCUGCGUAGCGGGGCAGCUGACCCGCCUCUCCUUGGUGCUCCGGGGCACCCAGGCCGUCAGGAAGGUGCAGGCCUACACCUCGCAUCCCCACGAGCUGAAGGUGGACCCAGAAGGUGUGUUUGUUCUCCCUCCAAAUGGGGUGCAGGACCUGUACAUUGGGGUGAGGCCCCGGAAAGCUGGCAGCAGAUUCAUCUACCUCAAUCUGGUGGACGUGGAGUACCACCAGCUCGUGUCCUCCUGGCUGGUCUGCGUGUCUUGCAGGCAGCCUCUGCUUUCUAAGGCGUUCGAGAUAACGCUGCCCGCAGCAGGGGGGAAAGGCUCCAACAAGCGCAUCACCUACACCAACCCGUAUCCCUUCCGGAGGCUCUACUUCCUGCACACCAACCGGCCUGACCUGCUGCAGUUCAAGGAGGACUCCUUCGAGAUUGGUGGUGGGGAGGUGUACACCAUUGGCUUGCGGUUUGCCCCAAGCCAAAACACAGGCGAAGAGGAGAUUUUGAUUCAUAUCAACGAUCAUGAAGACAAGAACGAAGAAACCUUCUGCGUGAAGGUUAUCUACCAGUGAGUCCCAGGCCAGGUGCCUGCUUCAGCAAAACAGCAAGUUGCUCCAGCAUCUACCAGAGCUUCCCUCUGACAGUGCUACCUCCUGAGACAGCCUGACUUCCACAAACACCUCUACAUCUCUCCCAUCUAUGCACUUUUUAUUUCUGAAUUCUGCUCGACCGCGUUGUGUGCAAGCAGAUCAGCUGCAGAGCACCUCUGGGCCCAGCCCCGCACAAAGGACGAGCUCUCCUGUUACUCGUCUAGCCGAUCGCGCUGGGUCUCACUGCCUGAAUUUCUUGCGCGUUGCCAUGACGUCAUAUAAUUCUGUCUCUCGCCCUUCUACUCAAAAUGGGAAGUAUGCCUGUAUUUGUUACUACGUAUGUGUCACAACCCCAGAAGAAUGUCUAUUGUUAUGUAUUAUCAUGUUUCGGUGUGCAUGAAUCUUUUUUAAUUUAAAGAGUUUGCAAAUCGGAGUCCACAGGAUAUUUUUAAAGUAUUUUGUUUUCUACAUUGAAUUUUGUACAGACAGAAGCAGUUUUCUAAACACUUUAAUACUUUUUACUCAUUCUAGAUUAAUUAAAAACUGUUGCACAGAA